Pelodiscus sinensis (Chinese soft-shelled turtle) is the source of this 1684-nucleotide messenger RNA. Lineage: Eukaryota; Metazoa; Chordata; Testudines; Trionychidae. The record is from RefSeq and is a predicted model, not a curated record.
UAUGCCUGCUGCCUCUAACUUGGCUGCUAUUCCUUGUAUACACCCUUGAAUAAGCAUAUAAAUUGAAACUUCAUGCCGCUGUUUUCUUUCUGAUUGUAUCACAGGCUCAUACAGCAGUGCUGCAAAGUUUCAGCCUUCAGCAAAGACUCAAGGAAACCUGCAAGAGAUGGAACUUGACAAAGACCUUUGUAUUAAGAUGAACGAUGGGAAUAAAAUUCCUGCAGUGGGAUUUGGAACCUAUUCCCCUGAUGAAGUUCAAAAAAGUAAAUGUAAGGAGGCAACAAAAGUGGCUAUAGAAGUUGGCUUCCGCCACAUUGAUGGAGCUUUUAUCUACGGGGUUGAGGAAGAGGUUGGGCAAGCCAUUCGCGAAAAGAUUGCUGAUGGAACAGUCAAAAGAGAGGACAUCUUUUACACAGGAAAGCUUUGGAGUACCUUUCACCGGCCUGAACUAGUCCGAAGCUGCCUGGAACAAUCACUGAAGAAACUUCAGUUUGAAUACGUUGAUCUUUUCAUUAUCCACAACCCCAUGUCUCUCAAGCCUGGGACAGAUCCAAUCCCAAAGGAUGAAAACGGAAAAGUCAUUUUUGAUGUUGUAGAUCUGUGUCAAACUUGGGAGGCCAUGGAGGCAUGUAAAGACGCAGGCUUGGUGAAGUCGAUCGGGGUUUCCAACUUCAACAUGAGACAGCUGGAAAUGAUCCUGAACAAACCCGGGCUCAAGUACAAACCUGUUCUCAACCAGGUUGAAUGUCACCCGUACCUCAACCAAAGCAAGCUGCUGGCCUUCUGCAAAUCCAACAGUAUCCUCCUUGAAGCGUAUUGUGCUCUGGGAUCUCAGAGAGACAAGAAUUGGAUAGAUCAAAGUGUCCCAGUUCUGCUAGAGGACCCAGUAUUGGGUGCAGUUGCCAAAAAACACAACCGAAGUCCUGCUCUAGUAGCCCUCCGCUACCAGCUACAGCGCGGUAUUGUGGUCCUCUUUAAGAGCUUCACCAAAGAGCGUAUUGAAGAAAACUCCCAGGUUUUUGAUUUCCAGCUCUCUGAGGAGGACAUGAAAACCAUUGAUGGGAUGAACAAAAAUCGUCCUUAUGUGCUGUUAGAACAAUUUUUGGAGCACCCUCAAUUUCCAUUUAGAGACAAAUAAUAGAAAGGAUCCUUUCCUGGUUUUGUUUCAUGCUUAAGGAAUAUCCAGUGUACAUUUUGUCUCCUUGCCCCACUCCAGUGAUUAGUCUUACAGAAGAAGCCCAGCUUGUGUUGGUGCUAUCAAGAGAUCUACACCGUACACUUAAACAGAAAUUCUAAACAACUCUCUCUGAAUGGAAUGGUUCUUGGUUGCUAAUGGGGGCGGGGAGGUGUUUGUAUAAUGCACUUAAUAAAUCUAGUUUAUAUUCUUUGGUAAUUGUGUUUCUUUACUUCAUUCUCAGAGCCAGCAGACAUGCUCUGUGUGAGGGUUAUACCCACAAUGUGGCUGGUUCUCUGGUGUGAUAAACGAGGGGGGUCUGUCCACUUUGGCAGUCAUUCAGGUCACUCAGCAGCUUGCAGGACUGGACCCAGAACUUAACAGAGACUAGAGACUUAAAAAUCCCACAAAAUGAAUUCUUUAACUCUGACAGAUCUGAAAACAUGUAGGCUACGUCUAGACUACAUCCUUUUUUCGGAAGAGGGAUGUAAAUUAGACGUAUCGCAAUUG